This is a messenger RNA of Tigriopus californicus, 473 nucleotides long. RefSeq lists its product as uncharacterized. Bases 44 to 382 code for a protein of 112 amino acids. The record is from RefSeq and is a predicted model, not a curated record. The transcript has 2 exons. NCBI's taxonomy places the organism in Eukaryota, Metazoa, Arthropoda, Copepoda, Harpacticoida, Harpacticidae.
CACAAAUUAUCAUUCCUAAGUUCAAGAACCAUCUACAAACACCAUGAUCAAGUCCGUCAUCUUUCCCAUCAUCUUGGCCUUGUCGGGCAUGACCUUGUUAUCCGUGGCUUCACCCGCUCAACCCGAGGAUCCUUUACCCGAUGAUGUUCAACAAUACGUCCUUACCGAGGUCAAACUGGUUGAAGGUGUUGAGGCUGAUGAGGAUGUGGACGACGACGAAGAGGAGUCCAACAAUGGGGUCCAAGACAGGAUCUUGCCCAGGGUUUGGUGCCGAUUGAAGUGCGCUCCCAUUUGCAUUGCUCAGCCCAAUGCUACUUGUGUGUGCACCAAGACCUUCCUCGGGAUCUUUCCCCUCUUCACCAUCAACCUUCCAUGUUGCUAGAUGAUGCUGGACCUGUCUUAUUUCUUUCGCAUUAAAACUUCAAGACAAAUCAUGAAAAAUAGACAAUAAAUCACUCAUACUGCAGCAAUCA